CUUCAGCGGAGUGUGGCCAACAGCACACGAAGCAAACCACCCUUACUUGUCGGAUUGCUGUCGAUACCACCCGUGUCCUCCUCCUCUGCUCCUCUCAUCCUCGAUAGCAAAUACAGCCCUCCAGCUACUGAUAUGAGCGUCGCACUACUGACACUUUGGUGCGGGUGGUCCCGGAUCCGAGACGAAUCUCUCUCAUGUUGGUGUCUCGGAUGCGGUGCGACUUAAGCCUGCGGCUCAGUACAGUAUAAUGCUCGAGCACAACUGUUCCCGACGACUGAUGUUCCCGACAAAUGACCACCGCAGGCAUGCUUGACGCACAAGCGCAUCCCCGCAUCCUCUCUGCUGUCCUCACGCACGCUGACCGCGGAGCACUUCUUGCCCUCCGCGGGGCGAGUAAGGAUCUGCGUGCCCGCGCAGAUGCGCUCCUCGUCGCUCAUGUCUGCAUGUACAUGGUCAAGGAGGACGCGAACACGAUCUGCGAACUCGUGACAGCGCCACACGGCCGCAUUCCAGCCUUCAUGCCCGCCGACGGUAUGUGCUGGCUCGAGCCCGUUGGGCCGCGCCCAGCGAGUGCGCAGGAGCAGCUGGAUCGCAUCCGAACCAACCUGGAGCACACACGCGUGCUCGACAUCGUCAUCGGUUGCCGCAGGAUUUGUUACGAGCCCCACACGGCUUACAAUCUCCUCCUGGGGCCGAUGAACCUCCAUACGCUGCGCCAGUUUCCCAAUAACGAUGGGUCCAUCUUCGCGGCCCCAGAAGUGCACGCCAAAAUAUCCGUGUUCUUUGUCGUGCCGCCACCGCUGGGUUUGAUCUGCACGAUGUGGAUGGAGCACGGGCGUCGCUGGCCUGUCACCACCCAUCUCCAAGGCGCUCAAGGUUCCGAGAAGACGGUCGUGCAUAUCCUGCACAACGAUGAUGUUGGUGCCGAACAUCUUUUCAUGUCAACGUCUUUGGGCGUGAAGCACACCGUCUGGGUGCUCAAUUCUUACCGAUCCUGGUUCCCUGCCUACCACCGCAGGCCCAGAUCGGUGAUCCUUCCCGACAACCACCGGUCCACAGCCCUCAAGGCUCAUGUUCGCGAGACACGGGGGAGUAGGCGCUUAAAUACGCAGUGGUUCCGGGGAACCACGCCACUCACUGAAUUCAUCAGCGAUUCUCUCGUGGGCGGCGGUGAAUGCACAGUGGUGAACUUGGGCGCACAUCUCACCAGCAUCGGCUUUGACCCAGAUAGCGACCCGCACGCAGUUGAGCUCGUCAUCCGCGAUCGCAUCCAGGCCUCUUGGCGCCGCUCGUACGACACGUCCAAACCCAAUGUUCCUCCUCUGCCGGAGCAGCGCGCGGCAGCUAUGACGCGCCUCGCUUUCCUCAGCCGCCAAGAAUAUGCGAAUACUCUCACUCCCCAUGAGGCACUGGACGAGGGUUUCGUCUCGUACGUACCGGGCGAGAGCGUGCGCCCACGUCACUUCCUCCCACGGCCCGCCAGGCGCGCACGAGCGAACUCCGCCCCGCUUCGUCCGUCGACCCCGCCCUCGCGCCACAUGUCUACAUUCGGCCCGCAGCGGGGGACGCUCGAACUCGCAAGCUACCCCCACAUCGCUGAUCUGCUCGUGGCGGUCGCAUCGUACCAGGCGCUCCUCUCUCUCCGUGGCGUGUGUCGCCUCUUCCGCGAAAAGGUGGAUGCCCGCUUCAUGCGCCACCUCAUCAUUGAUGAAACAACUGAGCGCGAUAAUCGAUGCAAGUUCAUCCCUGGUCCCAUCUCCUCCCCGCUCGGCCCUGUGCCCGCUCUGAGACCGCACUCCGACCUCGGAACUCGAGAGAGAUUCCCUAUUCCCAAGGGCCGAAAGCCGCCCGCCCCGGCCCUUGUAGAGCGCACCAAACGCCUCUUAUCUCUUACGCGCGUCCUCGACAUCUACCCUAACCAGUCCCACUUGGAAGAGACCAUGUGGAUCGCGCUUGACCUGCAGUGCGUGCGCACGUUCCGCACAUACCACGAACCUUACGUACCGUUUCCGGCGCGCACGCUCGUAUAUUACCACACCGCAGGGGCGGACGUGUCGUGCGACGAAAUGCACCGCCCCCGCAACCUCGUGCCGGAUCUGUGCAGCAAAGUGGUACACCACAUAUUUCCUCGGGCGGAAAGCGACGCGGAAAGCGAGUAUCGCAUCGUAGGCUUCGACAGGCUGUGGACACGUCUCGUCGGCGUGUCCACUGUCGUCGUCGUGUUCACGCCACACCACCCCGCCCUGACACGCGUCAAUUAUGGCAUGGAGCAUCCCUCCAUCGAAGACCGGCGCGCGUACCUCGUCCGGGAGCUUGCAAAGGCGCUGACGGACGCGGACGGGGAGGCAUUAGGGCGCAGCGUGACCCUCGUGAAUGCGCAUCUCAUCCCACACGCAUGGCUCGGCCUCCCGGACGACUGGGAUGUCGUUGACAUUCUCGCCGCUGAGGUGCGUAACCUCGUGUCUCCAGCGAGGGGCCACUUUCUGCGAUGCGUUACCGGGGAGGACUACGCUGCUGAGCUGAGCGCCGACGAGCUUGAGAUGGAGGGCACGAUUGAGGCGAUCCCCGGUGUGCGCCAUCGGCUCCUCCCUUAUCUGAAAAUCGCGGAGGGCGCAGAAGCUUACGCGGUUGUUAAAGCACUUUCGGUUUGGGAACCCACGUAUAGAGAGGCAGGGCGUGAGUGCGAAUAUUCGCCCAGCGAAAACGCCGAACUUUUCGAGCGCCUGCCGUUCAGCGUCCCCAUUGAGGAUGACGAGCAUGACGAGGAUGAGGCCGCGAUGCUUGAGCUCUUCGCCCAUGACUGAACAAGGCACGAUCUUGUACGCGGCCACUCGAUUUACAUUAUGUCACUGCGGAUUUCAAGGACGGGUUCCGUGUAAGCUGGUCAAAGAUAAUGGCAGCGUGGCUAUCGCGCUGGAUAUAUAUGUAGUCGUGGCAGGCAAUCAGUGUCUUUCGACCGUUGAACACGAC
Molecule: messenger RNA, 2970 nt
Organism: Cutaneotrichosporon oleaginosum
Lineage: Eukaryota; Fungi; Basidiomycota; Tremellomycetes; Trichosporonales; Trichosporonaceae
Source: RefSeq, a predicted model, not a curated record